AUGGCCAAAGCCGACCUUAUCGAGAUGCAGCAGCCGAAAGGCGACUACGCCGCCGUCAACACGACCAGCUCCUCCUCUGGUAACACGGAUGACAGCUCCAGGAACAACCAUCACGAGAGCGGAUAUCCAAACCUGACGACGGAUGGCGGCACAGGCAACUCGACGCUCAGGCGUCUCUUCUCCUUUUGGCAGCUCCUGGCCUUUGCCUUGAUCUUCAUGUCCUCGUGGGAAGUUAUGGCGAUGGACAUGGGAGCGACCUUUUACAACGGCGGACCGCAGACACUCGCCUGGGGGAUCAUCCUCGUCGUCGUCGGCGCCAUGGCCGAGGCUCUGUCGAUGGCCGAGCUCGCAACCAUCCAGCCCAUUGCCGGCGCGCAGUAUCACUGGACGCAUUUCCUCGCGCCGGAGAAACACCGACGAUUCAUCACGUGGAUGCAGGGCUGGGUGACCUGGUUCGCCUGGGUCUCGGCGCUCGCCGGCUCCGCCGCCUCGGAGGCAAACAUCACAAUCGGCCUCGUCAGCACAAACUACCCCUCCUACGUCUUCCAGCCCUGGCACAUCACAAUGGUCAUCAUCGCCCAGCUCGUCGCCUGCGCCCUCAUCAACAUGUACGCCUUCCGCACCAUCCCCUGGAUGGAGCUCCUCGCCGGCGUCCUCCACGUCGCCCUCUGGCUUAUCUUCGUCGUCGUCCUCCUGACGCUCGCGCCCCGCGCCUCGGCCGAUUUUGUCUUCUUUGAGCGCACCGUCAGCUCCGGGUGGACCAACGACUUUGUGAGCUGGAAUAUCGGCAUGCUCGUCCCGGCGUGGGGCUUCAUCGGCUUCGACGGCGUCGUGCACAUGGCCGAGGAGACGCGCAAGGCAAAACAGGCUGUCCCGCGCGCCAUGCUCUGGACCGUGAUCCUCAACGGCGUGCUCUCGUACGGCAUCAUCCUCGCCAUCCUCUUCGGCAUGGGGAGCGACCCCGCCGCCACGGAAGCGAUCCUGAGCUCCGACUACCCCAUCAUCCCUUUGCUCUUCAACGCCGCGGGGCCCGCCGCGGGCACGGCCAUGGUCGUCGGCCUCCUCGUCAUCACCUUUUGCGUCGUCGCCGCCUCGCUGGCGUCCGUGUCGCGCAUCACCUGGGCCUGGGCCCGCGACGGCGGCCUGCCGCGGUACUUUGCAAAGAUCCACCCGACGCACCGGGUGCCCAUCCGCUCCGUCUGGCUGCCGUGCGUCAUCGUCACCUGCCUGUCGCUCUUCACCGUGGGCAACAACGCCACGGCGACGGUGUUUUCGGCCUUCACGGCACUCUCGUCGCUGGGGCUGUACAGCUCGUACAUCAUCGCGAUAUCCUGCAUGCUCCACGCGCGUCUGACGGGGCGCAUCGGACACGGGCCCGAGUAUCAGGUCCAGUACGGGGGCUGGUCGCUGCCGAGGGGGUGGGGCACGCCGAUCAAUGUGUACGCGCUGCUGUGGUCCAUGUACUUGACCGUCUGGCUGCCGUUCCCGCAGACGAUCCCGGUGACCGGGACCGAGAUGAACUAUGCCGGGCCGAUCUAUGUUGUUGUUGUGGUUGGUGCCGUGAGUUUGUGGUUCACUUGGGGUAAGAAGCACUGGCCUGGGCUGAAUAAGAGUGCCAUUGAUAAUGUCGUGGCAUACAAUUAA
Messenger RNA from Colletotrichum orchidophilum, 1644 nucleotides. RefSeq names its product LPXTG-domain-containing protein. Gene Ontology annotation, biological process: transmembrane transport. The coding region runs from base 1 to 1644 and encodes 547 amino acids. Gene Ontology annotation, cellular component: membrane. NCBI's taxonomy places the organism in Eukaryota, Fungi, Ascomycota, Sordariomycetes, Glomerellales, Glomerellaceae. The transcript is spliced from 3 exons. Gene Ontology annotation, molecular function: transmembrane transporter activity. The record is from RefSeq and is a predicted model, not a curated record.